AUGAGUUCAUCACCACCCUCAGAUCCAAUGGACACCUCUAAAACCAAUGAUAAAAAGUCAAAUGAAGAAGUAAAGAAGAAAUCCAUCACUAAUCCUACUCCUACUACUACCUCUACAACUCUUGCUAAAUCAAAAUCUAUCACAACUGCUACUCCUACUACUACUCCAACCUCUAUCAAUUCUAAACCUACUACUUCUACUGCUACUGCUACUUCAUCAUCAUCAAAGAAUAGUCACCAUUCUCAUUCUCAUUCUCAUCAUCAUCAACAACAACAUGAAAACAAAACUAACAAAGUAUCUAACUCUCCUAUUAAUUUCUAUAAACAACCAUCUACUUCAUCAUCACCAUCAUCAUCAACAACAACAACUGCUACUACCAAUUCAUCAAAUGUAAAGGAUAAACAAUCAACAACAACAACAUCAUCAUCAACAACAACAACAGGAUCAACAACAACACCAUCAUCAUCAUCAUCAUCAACAACAACAACAAGUAACAAUAAAGAUGGAGAACAACCACCAAAAUCACCAGGUAAUCGUGCCAAGUUGAAUUGGACCAAAUCAAUGACAGAUAUAAAGUUAUCUACCACCGACCGUGUUGUGUCAAGUGUCAAAUAUCCAAGAAAUGAACCACUGGCACACAAUGUUUUAUUCAAUGCAGACAACACAAUUAAUUUACCAAAACUACAGGAACACUUCUUCCACGAAGGUAGACUCAACCACGACGAUGUCAAAGAGAUCGUUGAGCGUGCCGCUGAAAUUCUAGAAAAAGAACCAACUUUAGUUUGUGUAGAUGCACCAAUUACAGUUUGUGGAGAUGUACAUGGUCAAUUUUAUGAUUUGAUAAAGAUUUUCGAAAAUGAUAUCGGAGGAUCACCGGCAUCCACCAACUAUCUAUUCUUGGGUGACUAUGUAGAUCGUGGAUACUUCUCAAUGGAGGUCAUUUUGUAUCUAUAUGCUUGUAAAAUCAAUUAUCCAAAGACUUUCACCUUGUUGCGUGGUAACCACGAAUGUAGACACUUGACUGAUUAUUUUACUUUUAAAGAGGAGUGUCUUCAUAAAUAUUCUGAAGAAAUCUAUGAUUUCAUUACAGAGUCAUUCAAUGCAUUACCUUUGGCUGCUUUAAUGAAUGGUAAAUUCUUGUGUAUCCAUGGUGGUCUAUCACCAGAUGUUAAAACUUUGGAUGACAUUGCAAAUAUAGAUAGAUUUAAGGAACCACCUUCUAGUGGUCCAAUGUGUAGUAGAUUAAUAAUCAUCAUAUUGAUCAAUUUAUUAUAUGUAUUAUUCAGUGAUUUAUUGUGGGCAGAUCCAAUGGAAGAGUUCUCUCCUGAAAUUAGAGAUCAUUACUUGCCUAAUGAUGUAAGAGGAUGUUCAUAUACCUAUAGUUACAGAGCAGUCUGUCAUUUCUUACAACAAAACAAAUUGUUAUCUGUUAUCAGAGCACAUGAAGCUCAAAAUGCUGGUUAUAAGAUGCAUUUACAAAAUGAUGCAACUGGAUUCCCAUCGGUUAUUACAUUGUUUUCAGCACCAAACUACCUUGAUGCCUAUAACAAUAAGGGUGCUGUCUUGAGAUAUGAGAACAACGUUAUGAAUAUUAGACAAUUCAAUUGCUCACCACAUCCCUACUGGUUGCCAAACUUUAUGGAUGUAUUCUCGUGGUCGAUGCCGUUUGUCUCUGAGAAGGUCGCUGAGAUGUUGCUGGUUCUUCUGAAUCUCUGUGACGACGAGGAAGCCGAGAAGCAAGAGACCAAGGUUGUGGACCACGAAGAGGAGAAGCGUAAGCAGAUGUUGCGUGCCAAGGUCAGAUCGGUCUCAAAGAUCAUGCGUAUGUUCACCAUCUUGAGACAGGAGCGUGAGACCAUCAUGAUGAUCAAGAGUUUCACUCCGUCGCGAACCAUCCCACAGGGUCUGCUCACCGAAGGACCCGAUGCACUCAAGAAGGCACUCGGUGACUUUGCCAAAGCCAGAAAGAUGGAUCUGGUCAACGAGAAGCGUCCACCCAACAUCGAUCGUGUCAACAGUCGUGGUGAACUACUCCGUAUGAACAGUCGUGGUGAAUUGUUCCGUAUCAACAGUCGUGGUGAAUUGUUCCGUAGCAAUUCGUAUGCCGAUCUCAAGCCACCAACAGGUCCACAAGAAAUCAUUCAAAUUACAGAGGCACCAAAAGAAUAA
Molecule: messenger RNA, 2169 nt
Organism: Heterostelium album PN500
Lineage: Eukaryota; Evosea; Eumycetozoa; Acytosteliales; Acytosteliaceae
Gene: canA
Product: serine/threonine-protein phosphatase 2B catalytic subunit
Exons: 6
Coding region: 1-2169 (722 amino acids)
Biological process (GO): calcineurin-mediated signaling
Cellular component (GO): cytoplasm; calcineurin complex
Molecular function (GO): calmodulin-dependent protein phosphatase activity; calmodulin binding
Source: RefSeq, a predicted model, not a curated record